Scophthalmus maximus (turbot) is the source of this 1738-nucleotide messenger RNA. It is a transcript of the gene ints12, whose product is annotated as integrator complex subunit 12. The record is from RefSeq and is a predicted model, not a curated record. NCBI's taxonomy places the organism in Eukaryota, Metazoa, Chordata, Actinopteri, Pleuronectiformes, Scophthalmidae. Gene Ontology annotation, biological process: snRNA 3'-end processing. Gene Ontology annotation, cellular component: integrator complex. The coding region runs from base 156 to 1496 and encodes 446 amino acids. The transcript is spliced from 7 exons.
CGGUUGCACAGGUGGUAGGAGAAGCGUCCGUCCCGGCUGGUUUCUCUUGUAGGAAGUGCUGCUCAACCCCCGUCAUUUGUUCAUCAAAUCGAAAAUACCGGCUUACCAGACAGAUUGCUUUUCUUCCCACGAGCGGAGUGUGAGUUUGAGCCACCAUGGCGGGACCUGUCAGCUUGGAGUUGGAUCCCAUCUUCCUGAAGGGCCUGAGUUACCUGCACUCCAAGAGCAAAGACUCGGUUGAGAAACUCAAAGCUUUAUUAGACGAGUCCCUCUCGAGAGGAAGCGACUCAUCUUACCGCUCUUUACAAAAAGAUAUAGAGGUGUCCAAGGUGUCUGUGUCAAAACUGAGCUUGAGUAAACAGGACUCCAAGUCCUCCUCGAGUUCCUCAUCGUCCAGCAGCAGCAGUGGCAGUAGCAAAUCGAGCUCGGAAAAAAGCAAAAAAGAGGCAGAGAAGAGACCCCCUGAGAAGGUUAGGGUUGACUUGGCUGAGGUGGAUCCGCCGAAAAAGCCUCGUUUGGAGAAACAGGAGAAUCGUUCUUCUCCAAUUACUGUUCAGAAGAGCAAUGACCUCCUGUCUAACAUUAACGACUACGAUGAGACCAACGCAGAUGACUUUGCCAUGGAAAUGGGCCUGGCCUGUGUGGUUUGCAGACAAAUGACAGUCACUAUGGGGAACCAGUUGGUUGAGUGCCAAGAGUGCCAUAAUCUGUACCACCAGGACUGUCACAAGCCCCAGGUGACAGACAAGGAAGUCAAUGACCCUCGGCUCGUGUGGUACUGUGUUCGCUGCACCAGGCAAAUGAAACGAAUGGCCCAGAAACCUCCACAGAAGCCGUCCCCUGCAUCUGCAUCGUCGGCGCCCGUUGUAAAAGACACGCUGCUGGUCAAAAGGACGGAGCUUAAAACCAAACCUGACACAACCAGCACCUUCCAAGCCUUCAAAAGAACAGAAGUGAAGGCAUCCACAACAUCAGCGAAUCCCACCAGUGGUAGCUCCUCCUCCAGCAGUGGCCUUACAGGCUGGGCUGCGUUCGGCGCCAAGACGAGCUCUUCUCUUCCUCCCAGCUCCAAAUUGGGUCCCUCGGGCCCAAGCGGGAGCAACAAGACCUUGACUGCUCCCCCUGGCCAGAAACCCGUAGGGUUGUCCGGGCUGGUUGGUGCAAAAUCAGGACUUGGGGGUGCCAAGGUACCCGGUGGGGGCAACGGAAACGGCUCCAGCCAGGUGCCUCUGAAAUCUCCUCCACCCCUGACUCUGGGUAAGCAGCCGCUGAACCGCUCAUCGAGUGGUGACAACCAGGGGAAAAGCCCUGCCUCCUCUGGUGGGGGCUCCCCGAGCAGCUCCCAGACAAGUGCGGGAGGGAACGGGAACAAUGGGAACGGGUCAAAGGCCGCACCAGGGGAGAAAGCGCCAACUUCUCAAGAGUCUCAGCUCAACGCCAUGAAACGGUUACAACUGGUUAAAAAGAAAGCAGCACAGAAGAAACUGAAGAAAUGAGUAGAGAGGAAGAGAUCUGAGGAAACAGGAAACAAACUGUUCCAAAGUGCGAGAAUAGUGCAAAGAUUUGUUUGUAUUACAACGGCAUCGGUAUAUGGAUUGACAGUAUCCAGUCAAAUACUUGAAUCUUACUUUGUGUAAAUGCUGCUGGACUCUGUGCGUCAUUCUGCCCUAACAAAUCGAAUCAUUGAUAAAGUCUGUUUUUAUCAACAAACAUCAUUAAAUAUCCUCUUAUAAACUGC